GUAGCUGCACUUUAUUAUAUGGGAAUGGCAGGCCAUUUUGGUCUCGGUAACACCAACACCCUAGCUACAAUCGAUGUUGCUGGGGCUUUUAUUGGUGUCUUGAACCACUCAACUGUACUUUCUGGCGUCUUAAUGUUCAUCAUUACAUAUGCUUCACCAAUGUUAUACCUCCUUAGCAUGGUGAUGUACAAUUCUGUGAAGGACACAAGUGGUUUCAUAAUUUCCCAGGACGGCAACAUUGACUCGUUGCUCAAGAGGACACUUGGUUUUCCUUGUCUGGUUCCGUUGGGUUUGAAUUCCAUUCUUUUGGUAGCUUACACAAUUGUGUUGCUGCUAAUGAGAAAUCAUUUAUUCGUUUGGAGCGUAUUUUCUCCCAAGUUCUUAUACGUUUGUGCUACAACCGUUUGUGUCUGCCUUGGUGUAUCUAUUGUGUCUGCGACUAUGUUCUAUAUCUGUCUGGUCUUGGUAUACCGAGAGAAGUUGCAGAGUCAUACAGACAUAGUCAGCUAACCCGAUCCAAGUAUUUCUCCAUCGCGAGGUAUGCUAGUUGCUUUAGUCUUUAAGGUGAUUUAUACAUUCUGAGGAAGUUGUGGAUCAGAAUAAAGCAUGCUACGCAAAAAGCUCGCUUUCACUGUAGUCUUUCACACUUCAAGCAAAACAUUUUUGACAGUAAACGAUUAAUUUUUUCUGUUCAGCGGCCAAAAUGGUUGACUGGGAAAAGCGAGAACAUUGAGCUGUAGAUUUUUAGUUAUUAGUUCAAAUCUAUUUUCUUGCGAUUUUCGCUUGAAUAUAAUGUAUGUGUCAGUUUAAAUCUGUCGAACAUCCCUUCUAACUUCUAGAGGCUCUUUUAAAA
This is a messenger RNA of Capsicum annuum, 853 nucleotides long. Its product is annotated as GPI ethanolamine phosphate transferase 2-like. Gene Ontology annotation, biological process: GPI anchor biosynthetic process. Gene Ontology annotation, cellular component: endoplasmic reticulum membrane. The record is from RefSeq and is a predicted model, not a curated record. NCBI's taxonomy places the organism in Eukaryota, Viridiplantae, Streptophyta, Magnoliopsida, Solanales, Solanaceae.